Melospiza georgiana is the source of this 6952-nucleotide messenger RNA. It is a transcript of the gene KCNH7, whose product is annotated as potassium voltage-gated channel subfamily H member 7. The transcript is spliced from 17 exons. Lineage: Eukaryota; Metazoa; Chordata; Aves; Passeriformes; Passerellidae. Gene Ontology annotation, biological process: potassium ion transmembrane transport; membrane repolarization during action potential. The coding region runs from base 699 to 4322 and encodes 1207 amino acids. Gene Ontology annotation, molecular function: inward rectifier potassium channel activity. The record is from RefSeq and is a predicted model, not a curated record. Gene Ontology annotation, cellular component: membrane.
GACGCCGGGGCUACCGGAGGUGGCGGGGCCCCCCCGGCUGCCAGCGCCCUCGGUCCCCGCUGACCCCUGCAGCCGCCGCGGUGGGGGAUGUGGCACGUCGCGGUGCCGCUGGGGUGUAGCUUGUUCCUGAUGCCGCUGUUUGUCGCCGAGUUUUGAAGAGAUUUAUUGGCUGGCUCUUGCUAAACCACGCUUGAGUAAUCCGAGCUGCUGCGCGCCGUGGUGAAGCCCGGAGGGGGGGAACGUCACUCCCUCUGGCAGCGGAGAAACAUUAGUCUUCCAGCCCUCAAACCACCACUACAGCGUCGGAAACUGCCGGGUCACAGCCAUUUGCUUUGGAAAAUUGGCGAUGUUUGGUGCUAGAGAUCGAUUACCCUUGUAAUCUUUCCCCACCCGCCACCUCCUCCUGCUUACCCCACCCCUACCCGCCCCAGACAAUAGCGUCCGAGCUCCUCCAGGAAAAAAAUAGAAAAGAAAGCAAGGAGAGAAAGAAAGAAAGAAAAAGAAAGAAACUGGGGGAUGAAUCUGACUCCAAUAGGAAAAGCGUGUCUCUAGAAGUGGUGCUAAUGGGAAGAGAUUUCCGAGCUCCAGAGGACGAUGAUUUGUCACAAAGGGUAGCUGGCUCGGUGCUUUGGGCUGGAGCCGUGUAGGAGAUCCUUGGAGAAGUCAUUGUGCACAGAAAACCGAAGACCUGUACAAACAUGCCUGUUCGCAGAGGUCAUGUGGCACCACAAAAUACAUUUUUGGGUACAAUUAUACGAAAAUUUGAAGGGCAAAAUAAAAAAUUCAUCAUUGCUAAUGCUAGAGUGCAGAAUUGUGCUAUCAUCUACUGCAAUGAUGGGUUCUGUGAGAUGACCGGGUUCUCCAGGCCAGAUGUCAUGCAGAAACCUUGCACCUGUGAUUUUCUUCAUGGGCCAGAGACCAAAAGACAUCAUAUUGCCCAAAUUGCUCAAGCCCUGCUGGGGUCAGAGGAAAGAAAAGUAGAAGUCACCUAUUAUCACAAAGAUGGAUCUACCUUCAUUUGCAACACCCACAUAAUUCCAGUGAAAAAUCAAGAGGGAGUAGCAAUGAUGUUUAUUAUUAAUUUUGAGUAUGUAACAGAUGAAGAGAAUGUGACAUCUCCUGAGAAGUGCAAGCCAAUAUUACCAUCGAAACUUGUAAAUCGCAGACUUUUUGGGCUCCGGCUACCUGGAUUGAGACUUCUGACCUACAGAAAGCAGUCCUUACCCCAGGAAGACCCCGAUGCUGUCAUAAUCGAUUCAUCCAAGCACAGCGACGACUCAGUGGCAAUGAAGCACUUUAAAUCACCUACUAAAGAAAGCUGCAGUCCCUCAGAAGUGGAUGAUACAAAAGCACUGAUUCAACACAGUAAAUGUUCACCUUUGGUUAAUAUAUCUGGACCUCUUGACCACUCAUCGCCCAAGCAGCAGUGGGACAGACUUUACCCUGACAUGAUACAGACAAGCAAUCCACUAACCCAUUCCAGAUCAAAGGAAAGUAUUUGCAGUAUACGGAGAGCCUCUUCGGUACAUGACAUAGAAGGCUUUAAUGUCCAUCCCAAGAACAUUUUUAGGGACCGUCACGCAAGUGAAGACAAUGGUCGCAAUGUCAAAGUUUCACGUUCCUGGAUGGCAGGGGGGCCUUUUAAUCAUAUCAAGUCAAGUCUGUUGGGAUCCACAUCGGAUUCAAAUCUCAACAAAUAUAGUACAAUCAACAAAAUUCCUCAACUCACACUGAACUUUUCAGAUAUCAAAAGUGAAAAAAAAUCUUCAUCUCCUCCUUCUUCAGAGAAAGCAAUUAUUGCACCUAAGGUGAAAGACCGAACGCACAAUGUAACAGAGAAAGUUACACAGGUUCUAUCCUUAGGGGCUGAUGUUCUACCAGAAUAUAAACUCCAGACACCUCGCAUCAACAAGUUUACUAUAUUGCACUACAGUCCUUUCAAAGCCGUCUGGGACUGGCUCAUUUUGUUGCUGGUCAUAUACACUGCCAUAUUCACCCCCUACUCUGCUGCCUUCCUUCUGAACGACAGUGAGGAUCGGAAGAGGAGAGAGUGUGGAUAUUCCUGCAGCCCACUGAAUGUUGUAGACUUAAUUGUGGAUAUUAUGUUUAUCAUUGACAUUCUAAUAAACUUCAGAACAACAUAUGUAAACCAGAAUGAAGAAGUGGUAAGUGAUCCAGCAAAAAUAGCAAUUCACUACUUCAAAGGCUGGUUCCUAAUUGACAUGGUUGCUGCAAUACCUUUUGACCUGCUGAUUUUUGGCUCUGGCUCUGAAGAGACAACUACAUUAAUAGGCCUUCUGAAGACAGCUAGACUGCUGCGUUUGGUGAGGGUAGCACGGAAACUGGACAGAUACUCCGAAUAUGGUGCUGCAGUUCUGAUGCUCCUCAUGUGCAUAUUUGCACUAAUUGCACACUGGCUUGCUUGCAUUUGGUAUGCCAUUGGAAAUGUAGAAAGACCUUACUUGGCUCACAAGAUUGGUUGGUUGGAUUCUUUAGGAGAACAACUAGGAAAGCAUUACAAUAAGAGUGAUGCAAGCUCUGGACCAUCUAUCAAGGACAAAUAUGUUACAGCACUUUAUUUUACCUUCAGCAGUCUGACAAGUGUAGGAUUUGGAAAUGUGUCUCCAAACACCAACUCAGAGAAAAUCUUUUCCAUCUGUGUCAUGUUGAUUGGCUCAUUAAUGUACGCUAGCAUUUUUGGAAACGUAUCCGCAAUAAUCCAAAGGCUCUACUCGGGAACUGCACGGUACCACAUGCAGAUGCUGCGAGUGAAGGAGUUCAUCCGCUUCCAUCAGAUCCCAAACCCUCUGCGGCAGCGCCUGGAGGAAUACUUCCAGCAUGCGUGGACAUACACCAAUGGCAUUGACAUGAACAUGGUCCUGAAGGGAUUUCCAGAAUGCUUACAAGCUGACAUUUGUCUGCACCUCAACCAAAAUUUGCUUCAGAAUUGCAAAGCUUUCCGGGGGGCCAGUAAAGGCUGUCUUCGAGCUUUGGCUAUGAAAUUUAAGACAACACAUGCACCUCCUGGAGACACUUUAGUGCACUGUGGAGAUGUUCUCACUGCUCUUUAUUUUGUGUCAAGAGGCUCCAUUGAAAUCCUUAAGAGUGACAUUGUUGUAGCCAUUCUUGGGAAAAAUGAUAUUUUUGGAGAGAUGGUACAUCUUUAUGCAAAACCAGGAAAGUCAAAUGCAGAUGUGAGAGCUUUAACUUACUGUGACUUACAUAAGAUCCAGAGAGAAGAUCUACUUGAAGUUUUGGAUAUGUACCCUGAAUUUUCUGAUCUCUUCCUUACCAAUCUGGAGCUAACUUUUAAUCUGAGAGAUGAAACUGCAAAGUCUGACCUCGUAAUAAGAUCACAAACUACCAAUGAUACGGAUGGAGAUAACUGCAAAAUACGGAGACGGAAAUUGUCCUUCCAAAGUGAAAUAGAGAAAGAUUAUUUCAAAGAGAAUGAUCAGAGUGAUCCUGAACCCUCAGGAGACAGUACCAGAUACUAUCAAUCUAUUAAGAAACAUUUUGAGGAGAAAAAAAGCGGGUCAUCAUCUUUUGUGUCCUCCAUUGAAGAUGAGCAAAAGCCCCUGUUCUCUGGGAUAGCUGAUUACCCAUCUGUAACAGAGAAAACCACAGAGAUGGACUUUGAAGAAAUGGAUCAUGACACAGAAGAAAUUCUUAUUGACAAAAGAAGCACUUCUUGCAAAGACAUCAACAAAAGAAACUGGGAGCAGGAGAACAUCCAGGAGUACCAGGACUCCCCAGUUCAGCCAGCAUUAUCCCAUGUUACAUGGGGAAUCUGUGAAACUGAAAGUGAUUUUAUAUAUGGGGAAGUGGAGAAUCGAUUAGAUUUACUUCAAGAGCAACUUAACAGGCUUGAAUCCCAAAUGACUGCUGAUAUCCAAACCAUCCUGCAGCUUCUGCAAAGGCAGUCAACACUCAUUCCACCUGCCUAUAGCAUGGUGACAGCAAGUGCAGAGUAUCAAGAGCCAGCAGUCCGGGUCAUACAAAAGCUUCAGCCUGCAGCAUCAAUUAAAACAGACAGAAGUUUCAGUCCUUCAUCUCAGUGUCCUGAAAUUUCAGAUGUUGAAAAAUCAAAACUGAAAUCCAAAGAAUCCUCUAGCGGAGUGCAUCUGAGCACAGCCUCAGAAGACAACCUGGCUUCUUUUUUAGACCAAGAACGUGACCAGUCUGUAGAGCCACCCCCACAGCCUUGUAAAACUUGUCUCCCUCCAAUUAGGCACCCUUCCUUGCCAGAAUCUUCACUAAGCACUGUAGGAAUCUUGAGUCUUCAUAGGCAUGUUUCUGAUCCUGGUCUUCCUGGGAAAUAGUACUUUUAUACUAUUACUUCACAUAAAAAUGUAAGUGCUUUUAAUGGCUGUUUCUCCUUUUUUUUUUUUUUUUUUUGUAUUUAAAUCCUCUAUACUUGACUCAGGGGCUACAAGGAAUAUACCAUUAUAUGCAAAAGUACUGUAUAUUUUCCUAAAUCUGAAGCUUGUAAGGUAAAGUUGAGCAGUUCUGAUGUAAAUAUAUAUAUACACACACUAACUGUAUGUUCCAAAUGUAAAACUGCCAGCAUUCUCAAGGCACCUUAUAUUUUUAUUUUUUUUUUAAUAACAUGCAUGUUCUGAAAUUACAGUUUACGUUGCAUGGAGAUUACCAUUUACUGCUGUCAUGGAAAUAGUAUUUUACUGUGGAUAUGUCUUCAGAGCAAAUAGGAGACCAAUAACAAUAAUUCACAUAGAAAAACUCCUACCUGACCAAGCUAAAAUUCAAGAAAAAUGCUCUUCUAGCUCACUUUUGAAACUUGAUUUAUCUUUCUUGUAGUGAGCUUUUUGUACUACAUCACAAUGAGUCUGAAUCUGAAGAAGGAAUAGGGUAACCAAAUCUUCUGAGUUUGAAACAAUUAGGACAGAGAACACAGCCUCCUUUCAAACUAGUUAAAGUAGGGUAGUAUUUUAACAGAGAGGAAAACUGCCAUGUGGUGCAAAGUAUCACCAUAGGUCACAUCCACAAACUGCAUUAAAUUGAAUCAUUUGUUUCCAUCACAUUUUGGGUUUUGAUUUUUGUACUGUUAUUUUUUAAAUUGCAUCAUAGAAUUCAGGUGUGAUGAGCAGACAGGUGCUUUUCAUCUGUCACACAAACAUAAUCAAAUGCAAUAAACCUAAUUUCUAUGUAAUGCAGAAGACUGUGUUCCUUUUGUUCAAUACAAAUUAUUAACAAUGUUUUAAUUUAAAAAUAUUUUACACAUUUUUUUUUUAAUAAUUAUUAGGGUGGCUGUUUGCAGUUACCUCUUUGUACUGACUGGCCCCUCUACAAUGCUCACACACACACUCACACCCCACAGGUGCUGUGGACGUGUGCAUGUGUGUAUUUUAUAGCUGUACAUAGGUGUGUAUGUAUGUGUAUGUGUAUAUAUAUUUAUACACACACAUACACACAAGUGUGUGUAUAUACCUACACUUACAUGUAGGAGUAUAGAUAUAGAGCUAUAUAUAUAUAUAUGUAUAUAUGUAAAAUCACUUUCAGGAACAAUUGUAAACUUUCUUAUUACAAAAUGAGUAAGCUUAGCUUGUGUCCAAAGCUGACUACAUUAGAAUAAAAUGAUCUAAGGUCUGUAGGCUUUAAAUACAGUAUGUACUGUAUGUGCAUAAUGCUUUGUGAAUACUUAGAUUUAAUUUUAUUAAAAUAUUAUUCUGCUUCAAAUGUUGUGUUUCUUUUAGAAGGAAAUUAUGUUUUAAUUACUGCUUUCAAAUAUUUUUACAUAUCCAUUAUGAUUUUCUAAUCUUAUAGUUCUAAUGUGAAAUUCCUCUAGCAUGAGUACUGUUUACAGAAAAGCGUGUAAUCCAGUUAGAGUGGGAGCACAUAAAUUUUACCUAAAAUCAAGCUAAACCCCCUGUCCAAAAUCAGUGCUACAGAGAGAUGCAAGAGUGACUGUCCCUCACAUAGAUACAUUCCUUGUAUGUUGGGGUCAUAAUCAAACGUGACACUUCAGUCAUACACAGCUGGUAGAUAAACCCAAGGUGGGUAAAUCUUUCGUCAUUUAAAAUUAGUGUGAGUGUUAAGCUACUGAGCAUGGCUCUGCUUUACAUUUGCUUUUAAGGAUACCAAAAUAAAUUAAGUCAAUACUUUUGUCACUCAAAAGAUAAACCAACCCUUCCCAUACAAGAUCAAAUUUUCUACUGCCUCAUACUACUCUUGAUUGUUGAAAGGUCCAAAUGGUAAAACAGGCUGACUGUUCUACCGCGAUGACAGGAGGGCUGAACUGCUCCGUGCCUUGCAGGGUCAGAUGCUAGUACCAGGAACAUUAAUCCACAAAUGCCAGAGGUUUAUGUCCAAAAAGGAGACAGAGGACUCCUGCAACUUGAUUAGAAUAAAGGGAAGGAGAGUCCCUGGGGCACACACCCGUGGGGUUUUCUCUCAGUUUCGGAGGUGCAGCCUCCUUUUAUCCUGAACUCCCGGCCACACGUUGCCCCCUUCCUUACCCCACUGGCUGAGAAACUAGAAAGGUACAGCCUUCCCAAACUCCCUACCACAUAUUCCCCCUUGAACCUGUCAUUUUACCCUGACAUUCAGGCUCGUGCAGACCCUUGCCUGUUUCAGGAGCAAAGCUGUCUGGGCUCUGCAACAAACUCGCUGCUUGAGGUUAGUAAAGACAUUGAGACCCAUUUCAAAGGCCUUACCACCCAUACCCUCACCCAUGGAAUUGUUUGUAAAGACAUUAGCACACAUCUUUCCUCCCACUAGGGACCAGUCAGAAACUCUGCCUGCAUAUACUUCAGUGGAAACAAGAGUGUUGGAUAACAAAUACCUUCUGUGAGGUUUUGUUGUUUGGGUUUUUUUAAAUAGCAAGGGUUAAGGACUUCUGCUCUAUCUCAGCCUGGUAACUAACACUCAUGUCUGUUGCAAGAAACAAGUAAGCACAUUUUCUAAAAAGGCAUUUGUUAUGCUACUUUCUAAA